UCGAGGAACGCCAGCGAACCAUCAUCGGUAGACUUACUGUACAAGGUGGCUCAGAUGAUGACGGCGAUAUCGCUGUACCGCUGCCCCGGUCGUCGGAUGUGUCAAGCUCACAUGGCACUACAAAACCGGACCCGAGAAACCAAAUCGCGCCAAGGACUCUGAUCAGUCCUUCACAACACUGCACUACGCCAGUAGCAGCAAGGAAACAGAAGACAUGUCGAACAUGGAUACAACACAGCAUGAACGAGAGCCAGCGCCGUCUUAUCGCCAAUCAUUCGACACUCUGGCGCACAUCCCCGCAGACCCAAACUCGUCGGAAUUUAGGGCCAGCCGGAUUGACAAUUUCUGGAUCAAGGUCUUCCCACCCACGCCAAAAUGCUACAUUUGUCAAGACAAACCAGAAGCCGCGAAUCUACUGUCGAGGCCGGGAUGCGAUCACAAGAUUUGUGGUAAAUGCCUGAUCAAGAUAUUUGAGCGAGCCGUCAACGACAAGAAAUGCAUGCCGCCGAGCUUCUGCUCUCAUGGUGAGGUGUCGCCCGACAUGGCGCCGGGCUUGUUCGACGACGUGUUCUUGGCGCAAUGGAACGAGAAGUACUUUGAGUAUUUGGAACAGACUGUGUCGACAUGACAGCCCAUUUGGCGCUUCCACGAUGGACAAUCUGGACAGACCGAAAAGAUGAAGAUUUUCGAAAACUAGCAGGGUGGGCGACCCGAUCGGGAUUCUUGAAGGGAUCAGCACGUUGGCUAUAAAUCAGCGAAUAAACAGAUGUGUCCGACACCGGCGAAAUUACCGUCCUUGACCGAGCUAUGGUCGGUAAAUCACUCCAUCCUUGGCAAUACCUUCCAGAAUAAAGCGCGGGAUACACUGAAACAUGGACACAGAUGUUAACAGCAUCUAACUCUAAGGACCCCUGGUUCAGGACCUCCGAAUAGAGCGUCAGCCUCCAAGCACCAACGAUUACCUCCAACGUGGAUACAAUGUCAACGCCAUCACCGACAAAAUGUACGCAGUAAUAGAAACAUAUGGCUCAGGUCGUUCCGUUGCUUUUAGGGAUACAAGCCUCAAGCUCCAACUGUCCCUCUUUGUUUCUUCACAACCCAAGUUCGUUAUUAUAAUUUCCCGUCCAAGCUCUUCCUCGUUCUAUGCAGGGCCAAGUUUUGACGUCUAUCACCUCCCCCCCUUGUUCCAUCAAUAGUUCCUGUCUGGUCGGAGGCCGGGUCAUCGCUAGGCCCUUUCAGCGCAGUGCAUCUAGUUGUGCAAUGCUCCGCGCACGUGUCCCUCGCAAACAUCGAUCGAGUCUUCCAAGAGCUAGUGUUUGAGCGGUUCUGUAGCGAAAACACGUUCAUCUUUCACCUACCACAUUGCCAAUCCUGUUCAAUUGAACCAAUUUGGAGGACUUCAGUCGCUAACAAUCUCAGUUACUCAUCCUGUGAAGGAAACGCCGUGGAAGAUGAGGAUUUGGGCAAUCUGGGAGAGGUAGGGAUUGUGGAUGGCGACGGAACUGUUUCAGAGGAAUCUGGAAGGCAUGGGAAGUAUGGGAGUAUGGCACCUGGGCAGGGGCUUGGGGUGGUCAUGGGACUGGGAGAUACUGACCCGAAGACGACUUGGCAGGAAUGGGCAUCCCAGUCGUCAUCUGCGGGAUAGAGCAGGAAGUAGUCAAUGGCAGAGGUACCCUUGUUGAAGGGAGGG
Messenger RNA from Neurospora crassa OR74A, 1690 nucleotides. RefSeq lists its product as hypothetical. The record is from RefSeq and is a predicted model, not a curated record. The transcript is spliced from 2 exons. Lineage: Eukaryota; Fungi; Ascomycota; Sordariomycetes; Sordariales; Sordariaceae. Bases 215 to 628 code for a protein of 137 amino acids.